AUGCGUCACAAAUAUGCUUUCUUAGCUAAAACUACCACCUCUCCAAGAGCGAAGGAAACCUCAGAGGCUGACUAUGUUCUACAAAGUGAAACUGAUUCAACCUCAAAUCGUAGUGAUGCAAAUGGUGCAGGGUAUAGACAUAAACUACCCGUGACCCCUGAAGAAAUUUCGAAUUUAAUAGAGUCCGCAAUUCCUCAAUCGACUCGAUGUCAUUAUAAAUGGGGAUAUAACGUUUUCAGUAAUUGGCAAAAGGAGAGGAGGGCUCGCCCAGUUAGCGACAAUUUACCAAUCCCAGUCGAAGCACUUACACAGAGUAUCACAGAAAUGGAACCAUGCAUGAGGGACACAGCAUUGCAGUAUUUCCUAGCUGAAGCUAAGAAGACCGAUGGAAAUGACUACCCAUCAGCGUCCUUGUACCAGUUGUUUGUGGCUAUACAAGGACAAAUCAGAUUGAAUGAUCCGGCCGUAAAUCUGCUAACACAACCUACUUAUGUCAAGUGCCGCAAAGUACUGGACUCCAUGAUGAAAAAAAGAUCCGCAGAGGGGUUAGGUGCCGCCAGUCGAAGAAGGGCAGAACCCAUUUCAAGUCUUGAGGAAAACAUGUUGUGGGAGAGAGCAGUCAUAGGGUCGGAUAAUCUCCCAAAGCUGUUGGACACCAUGGUUUAUUUAAAUGGUAUACAUUUUGCAUUACGUGGCGGUAAAGAACAUCGUCAUCGUAGUAGUGCUGUUCGUAGUUACAAAAGGACAGCAAACUUCCAACAAAAUGAGUCAUCAGAGAUCUUGUAUGGCAAAAAGCAGAAAACUACCACGUGCACAGAGACGAAACUACAAUCGCCAGAGGAAAACACUAGUCAUGACACAUCACACCAAGUUGUUAACAUAGAGGCUGUCCGAAGACAAUCCGUCGCUGAGCCAACAACACUUAGUUUCACAUUCAAUAUAAAACUUUAA
Molecule: messenger RNA, 951 nt
Organism: Mytilus trossulus (common blue mussel)
Lineage: Eukaryota; Metazoa; Mollusca; Bivalvia; Mytilida; Mytilidae
Exons: 3
Coding region: 1-951 (316 amino acids)
Source: RefSeq, a predicted model, not a curated record